Molecule: messenger RNA, 5804 nt
Organism: Myotis davidii
Lineage: Eukaryota; Metazoa; Chordata; Mammalia; Chiroptera; Vespertilionidae
Gene: ONECUT1
Product: one cut homeobox 1
Exons: 3
Coding region: 333-1496 (387 amino acids)
Biological process (GO): regulation of transcription by RNA polymerase II
Cellular component (GO): nucleus
Molecular function (GO): DNA-binding transcription factor activity, RNA polymerase II-specific; RNA polymerase II cis-regulatory region sequence-specific DNA binding
Source: RefSeq, a predicted model, not a curated record
AGGGGGGGGCCUCACAAUUCUAAGAAAGAGAGGGGCGAGAGGGGGCGAGGGGCGAGGAGGCUGGGGACACAGCGCUCAGCCAACGGUGAGGAUCCUUUUUGAAAAUUAAUAUUAAAAAAAAGAGAGAGAGAACGCAGAGGAAAAGGUGGGGGCAAGAGGGAAGGCGAUUCAUACAGAGAGGUAGACAGAGCCCCACAGUGAGAGGAAAAGGAAGGCAGCAAGGAAGGCAACAGUCGCCGGCAGCCGAUGUGAAGACCGGACUCCGUGCGCCCUUCGCCGCCUCUGUCCGGCCUCAUCGAUGUUGUGUCCGCCGCCCGCUCGCCCGGAUCACGAUGAAUGCGCAGCUGACCAUGGAGGCGAUCGGCGAGCUGCACGGGGUGAGCCAUGAACCAGUGCCCGCCCCUGCCGACCUGACCCCUCUGCAGCCGCUGCCGCCCAUCUCCACCGUCUCGGACAAGUUUCCCCACCAUCACCACCACCACCACCACCAUCACCACCACCACCCGCACCACCACCAGCGCCUGGCGGGCAACGUGAGCGGUAGCUUCACGCUCAUGCGGGACGAGCGAGGGCUGGCCUCCAUGAAUAACCUCUAUACCCCCUACCACAAGGACGUGGCCGGCAUGGGCCAGAGCCUCUCGCCCCUCUCUGGUUCCGGUCUGGGCAGCAUCCACAACUCCCAGCAAGGGCUCCCCCACUAUGCUCACCCUGGCGCCGCCAUGCCCACCGACAAGAUGCUCACCCCCAACGGCUUCGAAGCCCACCACCCGGCCAUGCUCGGCCGGCACGGGGAGCAGCACCUCACGCCCACCUCGGCCGGCAUGGUUCCCAUCAACGGCCUCCCUCCGCACCACCCCCACGCCCACCUGAACGCCCAGGGCCACGGGCAGCUCCUGGGCACAGCCCGGGAGCCCAACCCUUCCGUGACCGGCGCGCAGGUGAGCAAUGGGAGUAAUUCAGGACAAAUGGAAGAGAUCAAUACCAAAGAGGUGGCACAGCGCAUCACCACCGAGCUCAAGCGCUACAGCAUCCCACAGGCCAUCUUCGCUCAGAGGGUGCUCUGCCGCUCCCAGGGGACCCUCUCGGACCUGCUGCGCAACCCCAAACCCUGGAGCAAACUCAAGUCUGGCCGGGAGACGUUCCGGAGGAUGUGGAAGUGGCUGCAGGAGCCGGAGUUCCAACGCAUGUCUGCGCUCCGCUUAGCAGCGUGCAAAAGAAAAGAGCAAGAGCACGGGAAGGAUAGAGGCAACACCCCCAAAAAGCCCCGGCUGGUCUUCACAGACGUCCAGCGUCGAACUCUACACGCAAUAUUCAAGGAAAACAAGCGUCCAUCCAAAGAAUUGCAGAUCACCAUUUCCCAGCAGCUGGGGUUGGAGCUGAGCACCGUCAGCAACUUCUUCAUGAACGCGCGGAGGAGGAGCCUGGACAAAUGGCAGGACGAGGGCAGCUCCAAUUCAGGCAACUCAUCUUCAUCAAGCACUUGUACCAAAGCAUGAAGGAAUAACCACAAACUAAAACCUCGGUGGAAAAGCUUUAAAUAAAAGAAAUUUUUAAAAGACAAGGACCUCAACAUAGCAGGUUUAUACUUAGAAAUAUUUGAAGAAGGAAAAAAAGAAGUGUUAUUUAUAGUCCAAAGAAACCAAAGACUUAGCUCACCUGCAUUCUGACUUUGUUCGGAGACACACACUUCAGCGGGGCGACGACUUGGCAAGAAAAGUUAUGAGCAGGAAAACACCACUGGGUCUCACACCUUCGAUCCACGAUCCUUCUCACUGUGCUUGGCUGUUUCGUGGUUUGGAGCAGUGAUUUUGAGCCAUUGAGUGGACAUCUUUUAAGAUCAGACUUUCUCACCUGUCCCACCGCGCCACAAAGGUGUAUGAUGUCUCAGUACUGCGUGUGGGUGCGUGCACUACACACACACACACCACCACCACCACCACCACCACCACUACCAGUGGUCAGGGACAUAGGCAGGGCGGGCCUUCAGGAAGGGUUGUGCUGUAGGAGAGCAACCAUCAGUGUGGGGUUGUCUGAGUUCAUUGGGUUAGGAUGUGAUGUUGCUCGUCUAGCCUAUUGUCUGAACCUGCCAGGCCCACAACCUAAAUGCAGAUUCAAACCCAGCAAGGAAAAUUUGAAUGGCACCUAAACUCAUGCAUUCUCUUUGUUUGUUAAGGACUGUUCAGAUAUUUUUUAAGAAAUGAAAUAAAAGUCCAUCCACUUAAAAAAAAAAUCACCUAGGUACCAAAGAACACGCUUAAUAUUAUAGUGCAGGUAUUUUAUUGCAAUGAUUUUAAUAACCAAAGCUAUUUUUACACAAGAUACUAUGUAAAGUUAUACAUAUGAACUGAUCUAGCUGUAAUACACAUGCCACGUAGAACCAUGACUAUUAUUUAUGACUCUUAAAGCAUUUGAAAUACUUGUUUUCAGAACUGGCAAGAAAGAAUGUCGCUCCAGGGAAGCAAUUGCUACCAUAAUAGAGAGUUUGAUGCAGGAUGCACGUACGCCCAGGUGGCACACUCCCUUUCGGGACCCAUAAAUGUCACUUAGGUAGACAUAUGACAUGAUUCCAGAAUCUGUUUAUAGCUGGGAAAACCUGGGGAUUCUGCCAAAGUAGGAUCCCAUUUAUAAACUAGAAAACUAAGUUCACACAGGGCAGGUAACUAAAUUAGAAAAUUUGUUUAAAGUAAUGCUUUUCGGUAAAAAGACCAUGGAAUUAAAGGACUCCAUACUUAGAUUAAUUUGACAAAUUUGCUUCAUGCCUUUGACACCAAAUACCUUUUAAAAAUAUUUUAUAAAAACUCAAAGAGCGCUAACCAAUUUUAUUAUUAAAAUGAACUAUCUAAUAUUUGAAUAAUUCUAACAAUACAAUCAAACUUAUUUUAUUGCUAAUCUCAAACAUUUUUUGGCUUGGAAAUGAAUAAAAAUAGCAGGUCCAACCAAGAAACGGUGGGAUGGAGAAAAAGCAGAGUCUGCAGCUAUUUACUUCCUCCAGCAUAGCCUCCGGAGUGCACCACAUUCUUUCCUGCUACUGCAUUAAGCUGGAAAUUUUAUAACAUAGAUUCCACUCUCUAACAGGGACAUAGAAAAACUAGACCUGAACGUCCAAAUAUAAACAUUUAAAUUCCUAUUUUCCCAAAUCACUUAACCAGGCCUAUAGAAAUCAAGGCAAAAAGGAAAAAACAAACAACCACAAAAAAAGCAAAAGAUAAUACAGUUGUACUAGUAAUACCCAAGUGAAUCAUUUGAUUUCCCCCACUCCCCAAAUUCUCUCUGAAUUCCAUUGAAUUAUCACUCAUAUAAGUGGAUGUCUUUUGUACUAUUGGGUAAAGAACUACAUAGUCUUGGUCAAUUAGCACAUCUAACUAGGAAUAUAAAAUUAAAUGUUAUCUCAACAAUAAGGUGUUUAUUGAGAGUCAUUAAAAUGCUUUAAAAAAUUAAACCAUCUUGUCUAGGGCUAGAAGAGGCAGGCACCUGGAGAGAGGAGGCCAUACCAGCCAGCCACCUGUCUCCUUCGUGUCUGCUGGAGGAGAAAAGGAAGCCGGCACAUACUCCCCCUUUCACGAAAGGACGUAUUUGCCUUGACACAUGUUGUCCAUUUUCUUUCUCUCGCCCCAAAUUCCAGCUUAAAAAUUUCCCUUCUAAACAUGGCACAAUUACAAUACAGCUAUUAAACGAUACCAUUCAAAUGGCCACCCUCCAAGAUUUGCUAAAAAUUUAAUCUUGUCAAUGACAUAAACUAAAAGGAAAAAACUGAUUAACGUUUUCUCUUUCCAGGAAUAGAGGGGACAAUGGUUACAGCUACAUAAUAUACUUAUAAUUUAGGAGGGAGGAAAACCUUAUUUAUUUAAAACCUGAGAAGUUUAAAAUCAGGGAAAUUCAAGCUGUGUCUACACCCAAUCUUACCAAAGUCAAUGCCCCAGGAAAAACAAAAGUAGAAUUCAGGUGACCACUUUUUUUUGCUUUGAUUUUGCUACAUGACCCUGCCCAGUUAAUCUAACUGCAUUUUAAGUGUUCAACCAAUUCUUUUGGUACUGUGUAGACACAAUCUCAAAGAAUAUUACUGCAUUUUUAAUAUUCUCACCGUGCUUUUUUUUGAAAAAUAACCAGUGAUUCUAUUUGCUAACACCAAAGAUAAUUUUCAUACCAGCAUUGAAUGUGCACCCAUUAUGCAAUUUCAGGGCCUAGAGUUAUAUUUUCUCACAAACAGAUACACAAAUCCAAGCCUGAAAAGCAAUGUUUUACUUGACUGUUUAAGCAUCCUCACAACCUCUGCUUCUGAGGAAUCACAACGGACAAACUCAGCUUCUCACAAGCAAUACACGUAUCCCAUCACAUGACUGCUUCUGUUCUGCUCCUGACUUGCCCCAGAGAGAGGAAUGCUUCCGUUCCUGCCUCACUAAUUUACGGCUCAGGUUCUAAACCCAACAUAACCAAGGUCACAUGCUUUUGUUCACCCACCAUUUCCUGGCCCCCGAACAAAAUUCACCUAAAAACAUACCUCACUCUUUCAUUUGUAUGUGUAUUUAUUCCAAAACUGCACUUCAAAUAACACAUUUUGGGUUUUGUUUUGUGUGUUUUUUUUCCCACAGAAUGGAAAUUAGACUGGUUUUGGCCAUAAACCAUUUAUGUCCUCUCAUGACCAAAUGCUUCCCUGAAAGGGAGCCAAGAGAAAGAGUGGGAGGUCUGGACACCCCAAAAGCCCAGACUUCGGUAAAUGUUCAGGUAAAAGAAUUCUGGGUGCCAAGAACUGAGUGUUCCGGUCCCUGGAUGCAGCUGGAAUAGGCCCCAAAAACCAAAGAAAAUGUGUGGGGAAGUUCUAACUGAACAUGUCACUCACUCUGCCUCCUUCCCCCCAAAAAGUAUAAUUAAUUUUCCAGGAACAAAAGUAAAAGCACUAUGCUAUGUUUGGACUUAUUCUCCACUCCCUCCAUCCCCGCCCCCACCGCGCCCCUCCUUCCCCCCCAUUGCUACCCCAGGUGAAUGACCCAUCUUUGCAGGUUAAAUCCAAACUUUGCUAUACCAAAGAGUCCUAGGACAUUUUCACAUGAGCUAUAAAGGCAUUUUCCCUCAAAAAGAUCCUCCCUUCUUUGUACAUAAAGGAUGAAAACUAUGCAUUUAGCAAACAAAGAGAAAGCACUUCUCCCUUUCCUAUCUCGCUGUUUAGGGUGCAUUCAAACACCAGAGGCCGUUUUGAGAUGCGACUGGCCUUCUGGAUUAUUCUUGUGGUGUGGUUAGCUUUUACAGUGCAUUUGGUAACUAUUUCCUAAAUAGGAAGGACAAAGAAGCAGAAGGUAAGAAAUAGCUACUUCCACGUGUAAAAAAAAAAGAAAAAAAAAAGAAAGAAAAGAAAAAAAGAAAAAAAAAGUGUAAAGAUCUACUAUUUAUAGUGUGAACCAAAGACGCUACCUCACUCGAUUUCCAUUGGUGAUUUUAAUCACAUUGAUAUGAUACCAAAGAAUACCAAAGAUAUUUUCAUGCACGGCCUCCGUCUGCAGAGGGAACUCCACCCCGACCCUUCUCCCACCUCCUCGCCCCUCCUCACUCUUCACUCAGUGUGUAAACUUGUCUUCAUUCUUAAUAAUAAUGAUACCACAACAAUGACAACAUUAGGAAAUACUACUCUUAUGACUGCUAGUUCUUCUUGUAAAUCUCUAGGCAAACAUGUUGCAAACUUUGUAAACUCCUAGGACGAGUGCCUUGCUUGAACCAAAGUGUUAAACCGCUGUUGACCUCUCUCACCUUAUACUCUUUGAAUACCUCAGCCUCUUAGAAAGGCCACUAAUGGAAAGAAAAGGAAAAAAAAA